AUGGAUUUGUCAUCGUGUAUAGCCUUGGGGAGGAUACCUGAUCUGUCAAACUCGGCAAUGCUGAAAGAAUUAAAGCUCUACCGGUGCGAGAAGCUGCAUGAAAUUGAGGGUCUUAAUGGUUUGAAAUCCUUGGAGAUGCUGGAGUUGUCAUGGUGCACAGCCUUGGAGAGGUUACCUGAUUUGUCGAACUCGGAAAUGCUGGAGGAAUUAAUGCUCUACCAGUGCGAGAAGUUACAAGAGAUUGAGGGUCUUAAGGGUUUGAAAUCCUUGAAGAUGAUGGACUUGUCAUCAUGUAUAGCCCUGGGGAGGAUACCUGAUCUGUCAAACUCGGCAAUGCUGAAAGAAUUAAAGCUCUACCGGUGCGAGAAGCUGCAAGAGAUUGAGGGUCUUAAUGGUUUGAAAUCCUUGAAGAUGCUGGACUUGUCAUGGUGCACAGCCUUGGAGAGGUUACCUGAUUUGUCAAACUCGAAAAUGCUGGAAGAAUUAAUGCUCUACCAGUGCGAGAAGUUACAAGAGAUUGAGGGUCUCAAGGGUUUGAAAUCCUUGAAGAUGAUGGACUUGUCAUUAUGUAUUGCCUUGGAGAGGAUACCUGAUCUGUCAAACUCGGCAAUGCUGAAAGAAUUAAAGCUCUACCGGUGCGAGAAGCUGCAAGAGAUUGAUGGUCUUAAUGGUUUGAAAUCCUUGAAGAUGCUGGACUUGUCAUGGUGCACAGCCUUGGAGAGGUUACCUGAUCUGUCGAACUUGGAAAUGCUGAAAGAAUUGAAGCUCUGCAUGUGCCAGAAGCUGCAUGUGAUUGAGGGUCUUAAGGGUUUGAAAUCCUUGAAGAUGCUGGACCUGUCAUCAUGCAUAUCGUUGGAGAGGUUAUCUGAUUUGUCAAACUCGGAAAUGCUGAAAGAAAUGAAGCUCCACAUGUGCCAGAAGCUGCGCGUGAUUGAGGCUCUUAAGGGUUUGAAAACCUUGAAGAUGCUGGACUUGUCAUGGUGCACAGCCUUGGAUAGGUUACCUGACAUUUCGAACUCGAAAAAGUUGGAAGAAUUGAAGCUCUGCAUGUGCCAGAAUCUGCAAGUGAUUGAGUGUCUUAAGGGAUUGAAAUCCUUGAAGAUGGUGGACCUGUCAUCUUGCACAGCCUUGGAGAGGUUACCUGAUCUGUCGAACUCGGAAAUGCUGGAAGACUUAAUGCUCUACCGGUGCGAGAAGUUACAUAAGAUUGAGGGUCUUCAGGGUUUGAAAUCCUUGAAGAUGCUGGACUCGUCGUCGUGCAUAGCCCUGGAGAGGUUACCUGAGUUGUCGAACUUGGAAAAGCUGGAAAAAUUACUGCUCCACCGGUGCGAGAAGCUGCAUGUGAUUCAGGAUUUCAAGGGUUUGAAAUCCUUGAAGUUGCUGGACUUGUCAUGUUGCACAACCUUGGAAAAGUUACCUGAUCUGUCGAACUCGGAAAAGCUGGAAGAAUUAAUUCUCCACCGGUGCGAGAAGCUGCAUGUGGUUUUGGGUUUCAAGGGUUUGAAAUCCUUGAAGUUGCUGGACUUGUCAUGUUGCACCACCUUGGAAAAGUUACUUGAUCUGUCAACACUAACAAAGUUAGAGAAAUUGCUACUUCAUAAGUGUGAGAAACUUAGUGAGAUUUUGGGACUUGAAAAACUGAAAUCUGUAGAAUUGUUGGACAUUUCUGAAUUGGUGAGGGUUUGGGGUCGUGUUACAGAACAAGCUUCAAAGCUUGAAAGGAUUCAAAAUAAUUCCAUAAGUGGAGGAAUUAAAGCCAGUGAAGAAGAAGCAGGAGCAUCUGGAGCAAAAGUUACGCCGGAGCUUGAGGGCCGGAAAAGGUGGGCUAUGAGAAACAAGAGGAUGAGAAGUGUUAGGAGUCGGGAAACACAGAGAUCAAAGUAUAUUGUUGUAGCAGUUUGGAAGAAGAGUUGGAAUGUUGAAAUGAAUACCCUCAUUCAUAUGCCAUAUAAAUUUUAG
Cornus florida is the source of this 1959-nucleotide messenger RNA. RefSeq lists its product as uncharacterized. Lineage: Eukaryota; Viridiplantae; Streptophyta; Magnoliopsida; Cornales; Cornaceae. The record is from RefSeq and is a predicted model, not a curated record. Bases 1 to 1959 code for a protein of 652 amino acids. The transcript has 3 exons.